This is a messenger RNA of Malassezia pachydermatis, 1254 nucleotides long. RefSeq lists its product as hypothetical. NCBI's taxonomy places the organism in Eukaryota, Fungi, Basidiomycota, Malasseziomycetes, Malasseziales, Malasseziaceae. Bases 1 to 1254 code for a protein of 417 amino acids. The transcript has 2 exons. The record is from RefSeq and is a predicted model, not a curated record.
AUGCGGGAUACGCAGGGGCAAAGAAGUACACAUAUAGAAGAAGAGGAUGCAUCCUCGUCUCCAUCUGCAGCACAGGAGGAGGAGGAAGAUGUUCGCUCGGACUUCUUUGCCGAUUUUGAUCAGCAGGCGUUCCUUGCUCAGCUAGAUGAAUUUAACGCGAGCCUUCAGCAGCAGGCUAGGGCGGCCACACCUGCUGUGCAGAGACAAACUGCCACGGAAUCUACACCUCACCAAUCAAGCACAAAGGCACCGCCGUCCCUACAGCAGCAGUCACAGCAGCAGCCUGAGUCGUCCGAAUUUUAUGGGACAGCCAUUCAAAUUCUGACGCAUAUUCUUGGAAGCUCAACGCCGUACCCUUGGCUUACCGAUGCCACACCCCGUGCCGAGGACAGUCACACACCACGCUGGGAUUUACCACCGUCAAGCCCAAUGUCGGUCCCCUCUUCGAAAGUGGACAUGCAGCAGCUGAUCAAUACGCUGGUACAGCGAUUAGGCGGUCCAUCCUCGUCGUCCCAUCGCGUACGUGAACAGGAUUUGACCCAACUCUUGCAAACUCUGCUCGCCCAACAGCCGCCGUCGCAAACGCCAUCGCAGGCAUCGCACACGCAGCCUGUAUCUGCCACUCAACAGAACCGGCCAUUGAAGUACACAUACCCGGCAUCGUCCAUGUCAGUGCUGCCAGCCUCGUCAGAUCUAAAUGCUGUAAUGACACAGGCCCCUAGCUCGCCCAACAAUGCCGCAUCGACGUAUCCGAUACCCACAGAAGCACAUUUUGCUGAUCUCACAUUCCCCGACGACGAGGAUGACGAUCCUGAUUUCUUGCCUGCGUCCAAUGAGGCAGACGAUAUACCCCCUGUGCCAAGUGCGUCGGCUUGGUCGCUUGCGAUGGAAGAAGUAGCGCCUGCCCAUGGAACGCGGGCUCGACGACGUGAAGCUUCGCUGUCGCCUAUGAAGACGAAACGUGGACGUCCACGGCAAUUCACGGCAGAAGAAGCUAUGGAACGCAAGCGUGGCAGAAACCGCGAGUAUAUGGCACGUCAACGUGAGAAGAAGCUUGGCAGCAAAGGCCCAGUGCCUUUGCCAACUGCCGAACCACGGGACAAUGACAAAGAUAGAUUGGUCCUUGAAGCUGAGAACAGGUUUCUACGAGCUGAAUUGGAGCGAUUGCGCGAAGAAAAUGCACAGUUACGUGGCCGAGAAGAAAUGCGGGCGUAUGCAGCCCGAAUGGGUUUAGAGGGACAUGUAGGUCGAUAG